UUAAGAUAAGACCAUUAUUACGUAUUACAUUACGUAUUACGCUUCCACAAUCAAAGUGAAAUAUAAUAUUACAUAUUAUAAUAUUACAUAUUAUUAAGAUAAGACCAUUAUUACGUAUUACAUUACGUAUUACGCUUCCACAAUCAAAGUGAAAUAUAAUAUUACAUAUUAUUAAGAUAAGACCAUUAUUACGUAUUACAUUACGUAUUACGCUUCCACAAUCAAAGCGAAAUAUAAUUUUACAUUCUUUUUACUUUAUGCCUGUUGGUAUUCCAAAAGUUCCUUUUCAAGUUCCGGGAGAUAACGAUGCAAGCUGGGUUGACAUAUACAACCGAAUUUAUCGAGAAAGAUUGCUUUUUUUGGGCAAAGAGCUUGAUAUCCAGACCUCGAAUCAACUUGCGGGUAUUAUGAUCUAUCUCAGUAUAGAGAGUAAUAGCCGAGACCUGUUUUUUUUUAUAAACUCUCCUGGCGGAGGGAUAGUAUCUGGAUUAUCUCUUUUUGAUACUAUGCAAGCAGUGGAACCAGAUGUGCAUACACUAGCCAUGGGAUUGACCGCUUCAAUCGCAGCUUUUCUCUUGGUCGGAGGAGAAAUUACCAAACGCAGAGCAUUCCCUCACGCUCGGGUAAUGAUCCAUCAACCUAUUAGUAUGCUUAAGGAUGAUGGCUUCAAAGACUGGGUCAUGGAAACAGACGAAGUAAUGAAAAUGCAAGAAGACAUCAUAGAGGCUUAUGUACAAAGAACGGGCCAGCCCCGAUGGGUUAUAAACAAAGACAUGGAAAGAGAUAAUUUUAUGUCAGCAAAAGAAGCCAAAGAUCAUGGAAUUGUGGAUCAUAUAGUGCGUACAGAAUCGAGACCUAUAGUGAAUGAAAAACCUAUAGUGAAUGAAAAACCUAUAGUGAAUGAAAAACCUAUAGUGAAUGAAAAACCUAUAGUGAAUAACAAACCUAUAGUGAA
Durio zibethinus is the source of this 955-nucleotide messenger RNA. NCBI's taxonomy places the organism in Eukaryota, Viridiplantae, Streptophyta, Magnoliopsida, Malvales, Malvaceae. The record is from RefSeq and is a predicted model, not a curated record.